AUACACUUUCUCUUUCUAAAAAUCUCCCCUUUCUCUCUCUAUAAACAUCUCUCUCUGUAAUUUCUAUUUCGAGAAGGUUUCUUAGGGUUAAAUACGAUGACAACUGUGAUAAAAGGGCAUACAAAAGCAUAACAAUCAUCGUCUUCAUCCGGAACAGCACGGUUUUUGUUGCGAUCCCAAUAUCGAAAUAGUAGCACUUUUUCCGAGGGUAUAGAAAUUUGCUUUGGUAGUUGGUUUAAUUUGGGGGUUUUAUGCACAAUCAAGAACAAACAUGGCUGCGGGUACAGAAUUUUCUCCGGCUUAUGCAAUGCUAGAAGGUGGUUUCAACAAUAUCGUGUCUAAAGACGAGAUUUCACAGAAUUCAGAUCGAUUGAAACACAUGGCGAUUCGUAAACCUCCAAGGCAUCUUUCCGUCGUUCGACAUAGUAUGAGCACAGCAACUCUGCUAGCGCCCACAAAUCCGGAUUUUGGCAUCGGGAUUGUUGCUGUUGCUGUGAAGUCUACAACAGAUGGGAAUUCUGAAUUCUUGCCUGUGAUCCGAUCAGGAAGCUGUGCAGAAAAAGGACCAAAACAAUACAUGGAAGACGAACAUAUAUGUAUAGACAACCUUCUUGAUUACUUAGAUCAACCAGAAGGUUUCCCUUCCCCUGGAGCUUUCUAUGGCGUUUUCGAUGGACAUGGUGGCACAGAUGCUGCAUCAUACGUUAGAAAGAACAUAUUAAAGUUCAUCAUCGACGACCCCCAAUUCCCUAUUUGCUUAGAAACAGCAAUCCGGAAUGCUUUUGUGAAAGCCGAUCAUGCAUUCGCCGACACAUCUUCUCUCGACAUCUCAUCGGGAACCACCGCGUUGACUGCUCUCAUAUUCGGAAGAACGGUGGUUGUUGCAAACGCCGGCGAUUGUAGGGCGGUGUUAGGGAAACGAGGACGAGCGAUUGAACUCUCAAAAGACCAUAAACCGAAUUGCCCAUCGGAGAGGUUACGAAUCGAAGAACUCGGUGGCGCCAUCUACGACGGAUACCUAAACGGCCAGUUAUCAGUGGCUCGAGCGUUAGGAGAUUGGCAUAUGAAAGGUCCGAAAGGUUCUGCUUGUCCGUUAAGUGCAGAGCCGGAGUUGCAGCAGAUCGUGUUGAGUGAAGACGAUGAGUUUCUUAUAAUCGGUUGUGAUGGUUUGUGGGAUGUGAUGACGAGUCAAUGUGCAGUGUCGAUUACGAGGAAGCAAUUGAUGAUUCAUAACGAUCCAGAGAGAUGUUCGAAGGAGCUUGUUCGUGAAGCUUUGAAGAGGAAUACGUGUGAUAAUUUGACGGUGGUGGUGGUUUGUUUUUCGCCGGAGCCACCGCCGAGGAUUGAGAUACCUCAAACGCGAGUCAGGAGGAGUAUAUCGGCGGAGGGGUUGAAUUUUCUCAAGGGUGUAUUGGAUGGUAACUCAUGAAACAGGCGGUGGUAGGCGGAGGUUCCAUGAUUGAUUAUGUUCGGAAA
Molecule: messenger RNA, 1476 nt
Organism: Lactuca virosa
Lineage: Eukaryota; Viridiplantae; Streptophyta; Magnoliopsida; Asterales; Asteraceae
Source: the annotation of a GenBank genome assembly